AUGACUCCUUCAACGGAUCAAGGACCGGAUCUCAAAAGAAAGCAAUUCUCAAACGGUCGAGGUCCUAAGAGACAAAAGGUUCAAAGGGAAAAGCCGGCGAAGGAUGGGUCAUCUGAGGAGGUUUUGAUAGCAGAUGUGCGAGCAUUAUUUGCGGCGCAAAAGAUCUCCAAUGCUUCUCAAGCUCCAAUCGAAAAUGGAGACACCGAUUCUGCGAAUAUCGAAAUUGGAGCAGAACAACAGAAACCAACGUCUGCUGAAGGUGGAGCACUUGUUGUGGCAGAUGCUACAUCAGAAGUGCCAUUACCGGAGCGAUUCUCAGAAAUCGAGGUGAAGGUUGUUGAAAUAUCAUCUACUGGAGACGGACUUGCGCUACACCCACCUACAAACCGAAUAUACGUUGUACCAUUCAGUGUACCUGGGGAUAUUGUAAGGGCAAAGGUCAUCACACAUUUUUCACGGGAAAAUUACUCUUUGGCAGACUUUGUUUCUGUGGUUGAACCAUCCCCUCUUCGAGACGAGAGCCGCGUGAACUGCAAAUACUUUAGCAAAUGUUCAGGGUGUCAAUUUCAAAUGUUGGAUUAUUCGACGCAAUUACAACAUAAGAAAUCGAUUGUUGAAAAGGCAUACAAGAACUUCUCACAUCUUCCCUCCGAACUCAUACCCGCCAUUCAAGAUACCAUUGGAAGUCCAUUACAAUAUGGAUAUCGCACAAAACUUACACCGCAUUUUGACGGACCUCCAGGUUACAGGAGUAGAUCGAAUAGAAGGAAUGAUACCAAAGCUGCCUUUGAAAACGUUCCAGAAAUUGGUUUCAUGCAGAAAGGGAAAAGGCAGACAUUGGAUAUUGAGGAUUGCCCAAUAGGAACAGAUACAGUAAGGAUGGGAAUGAAGCUCGAGAGAACAAGAGUUGCAGAUGAACUUCACAAAUACAAAAGAGGAGCCACAAUUUUGUUGCGAGAGAGCACGAAGAGAAUCUACAAAAAUGACCCGGAAUAUCAAGAUAUGGAAAUACCGCCGAACACCAUUAAAGUCGCAACUUCCGAACACACCGAUGUAAAAACCUGCAUCACGGAUAUGAAAGGCGAAUCAACAGAAUAUAUUGAUCAAUUUCUUUUCACGAGCAUUGCAGGGUCAUUCUUCCAAAACAACAAUUCUAUUCUUCCCAUUUUCACACAAUACAUUCGAGACCAUAUUUUACCACCCCCAGGAUCCUUUUCCCCAGACCUCCCCGAGAUACAAUACUUAAUCGAUGCUUACUCCGGAUCCGGACUCUUCACCAUCACCCUCUCAUCUCUUUUCAAAUCCUCCACCGGAAUCGAUAUCUCGGACGCCUCCAUCAUAUCCGCACGUCGAAAUGCCGAAUUAAACAAACUCGAUGCCUCACGCUGUAGUUUCAUGGCAGCCGAUGCACCGACACUUUUCCAAUCCGUCACAUAUCCUAAAGAUGAAACGGUGGUGGUUAUUGAUCCUCCAAGAAAAGGAUGUGAUGAGAGUUUCUUAAGUCAGUUGUUGAAAUUUGGUCCUAGGAGAGUCGUGUAUGUUAGUUGUAAUGUACAUACUCAAGCGAGGGAUGUGGGGGUUCUAGUUAAGGGGAGUGAGAAUGGGACCAGGUAUGUGAUUGAGAGUUUGAGGGGUUUUGAUUUCUUUCCUCAGACGGGUCAUGUGGAGGGAGUUGCGGUUCUUAGUAGAGUUGAUGGGGGUGGGGAAGGGAGGAAGGAUGGGGAGAAGGAUGAAGAAGUGAAAGGUGGAGAUGAGGAAAUGGUUGAGUUUAAGGAAGAACAUGUCGAGGAGGAACAAGUCAAGGAAGAACAUAUCGCGGUGCAAGUUAAGGAAGAACAAGUCAACGAAGAAGCACACGAGAAGAAAAUAGAAGAGUGA
This is a messenger RNA of Sclerotinia borealis F-4128, 1878 nucleotides long. The record is from the annotation of a GenBank genome assembly. NCBI's taxonomy places the organism in Eukaryota, Fungi, Ascomycota, Leotiomycetes, Helotiales, Sclerotiniaceae.